AUGAAGUCAUCAAACAUCUUACUCCAGUUCUUGGCAACAAUAUUAUUUUUUCUAGCCAUUUCAGUGCCACAAUUACAUGCAAAUAUUGAAGCAACAGGACGUCGCUUCCUUCUGCAGGCUUAUUCUACGCCUCCGCGGGCUGCGAUGACUUGCAACAAGUACCCGAUUGUUUGUCGAGGCAAGGGCAGUCCGGGGCCUAACUGCUGCAACAAGCAAUGUGUCAAUGUGCUGACAGACAAACUCAACUGCGGAAAGUGUGGAAAGAAAUGCAAGUACUCAGAAAUGUGUUGCCAAGGAGCGUGUGUGAAUCCUUCUGUGAAUGAGAAACAUUGCGGCAAAUGCAACAACAAGUGCAAGAAGGGAGGCUCCUGUGUUUAUGGAUUAUGCAGCUACGCCUAG
Pistacia vera is the source of this 399-nucleotide messenger RNA. Its product is annotated as stigma-specific STIG1-like protein 1. The coding region runs from base 1 to 399 and encodes 132 amino acids. The transcript has a single exon. The record is from RefSeq and is a predicted model, not a curated record. Lineage: Eukaryota; Viridiplantae; Streptophyta; Magnoliopsida; Sapindales; Anacardiaceae.